AUGGUGUUGAUGAAAGAUGAAAUGGCACUUCGGCAUCAAACCACGUGGACUGGUAGAAAAACUGAUGGUCUUGUUGAUUUUGGUAUUGAUUUUAGUCCCAAUAUCGAAAUCGCAAUACAAGUGUACGUUUUCCUUUUAGUGGGUUUAAAUGAAAGCUGGAAGAUGCCAGCAGGCUAUUUUUUUAUAAAAACUAUUUCAGCUGAAACACGAGCAAAUUUAAUCAGUACUUGCAUAAGUAAAUGCUACGAUUCAGGUGUUGAUGUGGUGGCGGUUACUUUUGACGGUUGUCCAAGUAACUUAGCUGCAGCUAAUCUCUUAGGCUGUAAUUUAAAUACCCCAAAUAAUUUAAAAACAACAUUUUUACAUGCUGAGUGUAGUAUCGAAGUUGCUGUAGUUUUAGACCCCUGCCAUAUGAUCAAACUAGUUCGCAACACCUUCGAGCCAAAAAAAACACCACCAAAAAAAAAUCAUAUUCGGGAAUGA
Molecule: messenger RNA, 483 nt
Organism: Arctia plantaginis
Lineage: Eukaryota; Metazoa; Arthropoda; Insecta; Lepidoptera; Erebidae
Source: the annotation of a GenBank genome assembly